AUGAUCUUCGGGCGCCCGUGGAUUUUCGUCUGUACGUUGGUUGCGUAUUGCUGCGGAGAUUUCAGUGACCCGGAUGUGCUGUGUAAAAACAGUCUGGACACUUGUCUGAAGAACGUGUCCGUCCUAUUGGAUCACACAGGUCUGAACGGUAUUCCGAAAUCGAAGGCUGACGUGGACGUAGUUUGCAAAGGGUUCAAAAUGGGAAUGAAGUGCUUCGAUGAUUUUUCAAAUUUAUGUCUAUCAUUAGAAGAAAAAAACAUGGUCAACGACAACGUAAUUGGAGCCAAAUAUACGUUCAAAUUUUUGUGCGACGACGAAACAUUUCAAAGAGACUACUUGAAGUAUACGGACUGUUACCGGGCGAUCAACUCGGACUGGGACUCGUGCACCGCAAAGUUCAUGUCUCUGGUCCGCGAAGAGAUGAGUGGCAACCAGUCGGAGGACGCCAAGGUGCUGAACCUGUGUUGCGCAAAACAUGGUUUCCUUAACUGUGUGUAUACUACAAGUAAAAUAAAGUGUGGAAUAGAAGAAGCUAUUUUUAUAAGAAAAAUUGCUGAUACAUUAUCUGAAAAUAAAUUUGUGUCAUCAGCGUGUAGACAUAUUGAAUUGGGACAUUGCAACAUAGCUCAACAAACAGCAUACAGUGUAUUCACAAUAAUGUUUAAUAUAUUUAUAGUUAUACGGUAUUACAAAAUAUAA
Messenger RNA from Macrosiphum euphorbiae (potato aphid), 699 nucleotides. The record is from the annotation of a GenBank genome assembly. NCBI's taxonomy places the organism in Eukaryota, Metazoa, Arthropoda, Insecta, Hemiptera, Aphididae.